Myotis davidii is the source of this 1656-nucleotide messenger RNA. It is a transcript of the gene FOXK1, whose product is annotated as forkhead box K1. Gene Ontology annotation, molecular function: DNA-binding transcription factor activity, RNA polymerase II-specific; RNA polymerase II cis-regulatory region sequence-specific DNA binding. Bases 28 to 1656 code for a protein of 542 amino acids. NCBI's taxonomy places the organism in Eukaryota, Metazoa, Chordata, Mammalia, Chiroptera, Vespertilionidae. Gene Ontology annotation, biological process: regulation of transcription by RNA polymerase II. The transcript is spliced from 10 exons. The record is from RefSeq and is a predicted model, not a curated record.
GCGUUUCGGAAAGCCAGGGCCGGGUGAAUGGUUGGCCUUGUUCCUGCCGUGCUGGUAAUCACUCCGGGCCUAUCUCUCCGGGAACCGGUAGGCCUGCCCCAUCCCGGGCCAUUAAAUGCAUUUCGGGGCAGCCACGCCUGUGGGAACGCCAGGUGCACCUUCCGCUUCCCCAGCACAGUCAUCAAGAUCCAGUUCACGGCGCUCUACCACCAGGAGGAGGCCCCCGCCUCGCCGCUGCGGCCGCUCUACCCCCAGAUCUCCCCUCUGAGGAUCCACAUUCCGGAGCCGGACCUCCGGAGCCUGGUCAGCCCCAUCCCCUCCCCGACCGGCACCAUCAGUGUUCCCAACUCCUGCCCGGCCAGCCCACGGGGGGCCGGUGCCUCCAGCUACCGAUUCGUCCAGAACGUGACCUCGGACCUGCAGCUGGCCGCGGAGUUCGCCGCCAAGGCCGCCUCGGAGCAGCAGGCAGAUGCGUCCGGAGGAGACAGCCCCAAGGACGAGUCGAAGCCGCCCUACUCGUACGCGCAGCUGAUCGUGCAGGCCAUCUCCUCGGCACAGGACCGGCAGCUGACACUAAGUCACGGCACGUGGCCCCGCAGAGCGUCCAAAAUGGGCUGGCAGAACUCUAUUCGCCACAACCUCUCCUUGAACCGCUACUUCAUCAAAGUGCCCCGCUCCCAGGAGGAGCCCGGGAAGGGGUCCUUCUGGCGCAUCGACCCGGCCUCCGAAGCCAAGCUGGUGGAGCAGGCCUUCCGGAAGCGCAGGCAGAGGGGCGUCUCCUGCUUCCGCACCCCCUUCGGACCGCUGUCCUCCAGGAGCGCUCCGGCUUCGCCCACCCACCCCGGGCUGAUGUCCCCUCGCUCCAGCGGCCUACAGACUCCAGAGUGCCUGUCUCGGGAGGGCUCCCCCAUUCCACACGACCCUGACUUUGGGUCGAAGCUCGCCUCUGUUCCAGAGUACCGCUACUCCCAAAGCGCACCCGGCUCUCCCGUCAGCGCCCAGCCCGUGAUCAUGGCUGUGCCCCCCCGACCUCCUAGUUUAGUGGCCAAGCCCGUGGCCUACAUGCCUGCGUCCAUCGUGACGGCACAGCAGCCCCCAGGCCACGCCAUCCACGUGGUGCAGCAGGCACCCCCCGUCACCAUGCUCAGGGUGGUCACGUCCUCCGCCAGCUCCGCCAAUGGGUACAUCCUCACCACCAACCAGGCCUCGGCAGGGGCCGCCCAUGAAGCAGCAGGCACCGCGGUGCUGGACCUGGGCAGUGAGGCGAGAGGCCUGGAGGAGAAGCCCACCAUCGCCUUCGCCACCAUCCCUGCCACCAGCCGCGUCAUCCAGACGGUGGCCGGCCAGAUGGCCCCUGGCGUCCCCGGGCACACGGUCACCAUCCUGCAGCCGGCCACGCCCGUGAGCAUCGGGCAGCACCCUCUUCCGGUCCGGGCCGUCACGCAAAACGGAAGGCACGCGGUCCCCACCAGUAGCGUAGCCGGCAGCGCUUACGCCCUCACAAGCCCCCUGCAGCUCCUGGCGGCCCAGGCCAAGCGCUGCUGGCUCGUGUGGCAGGCCCGGCACGGCCUCUGCCCGGAAGUGUACGCCGCAGCGGAAGGUUGCCCGGUGCCCUCAGAGCUGGCCAAGAGGUGGCCUGUGUCUGGUGGCCUGUGA